Messenger RNA from Anneissia japonica, 2367 nucleotides. RefSeq names its product RAB6A-GEF complex partner protein 2-like. Lineage: Eukaryota; Metazoa; Echinodermata; Crinoidea; Comatulida; Comatulidae. The record is from RefSeq and is a predicted model, not a curated record. Gene Ontology annotation, cellular component: Golgi membrane; Ric1-Rgp1 guanyl-nucleotide exchange factor complex. The transcript has 9 exons. Gene Ontology annotation, biological process: retrograde transport, endosome to Golgi. The coding region runs from base 169 to 1353 and encodes 394 amino acids.
GCUGUCCUUAAAAAGGAAAAAAAAAAAUAACAAUACUGUAUUAAUAAAAAAAAAAAGGGAUUGUCUUUUUGAUGUCUACUUGCUCUGUAACCACUAAUCUUAUCAUGUUCUGAAAAUAUCCUUGCAUUUAGCUGAAGUUGAAGACUGUGAACUUUGAGAGACUGGAAUAUGAUUGAUGUACAUGCUUGCCUUGUGCGAGGUUCUGUAUUCUUAGCUGGAGAGGCUAUUGAAUGUGUCAUCACAUUUUCAAACAAAGGACAUUCAAGGAGUGAGACGCUUGCUUGGGCAAGUGCUCAGCUUCACUGCCAGUGUAGUGUAAGUGACUCAAAGGUGAAGCUUCCCAUACAAAAGAGCAUUCAGCAAGAUGCCACCGGUAUACCGCUGGGCAGCGCUACCAGCUUCACACCAAACAGGGGUGAGAGCAACGCUCUAUGUUUGCAUCAUCAUGGGGAGAAGGGUAUCUGUGUUGUAUCCACCACCCCCAAGAUUCUUGUCUGUGACCUUGUGCUAUCUCCAGGCGAGAGCAAAACCUAUACAUAUUUUGAGACAAUUCCUCAGGAUGCACCACCUUCAUACAAAGGCCAGUCGGUCAAGUAUUCAUAUAAGGUUACCAUAGGAACACAGCGGGUCAACUCUCCAACAAGACUCCUCCGUGUUCCGUUCAGGGUGCUUGUUUUGUAUGGUCUGGGGGAAACGUUCUUUAUGGAUCCUGAUGAUGACUUUGAUACUGAUAACCCAUUCUUACAAGGGGAACGCAAGCCCAACUCGCUCCUGGAUCAAGCUGUCCAAGUCUUAACUACCAUCACCUCGCGAAAGAGCUCAAAUACGUACAACAUAACCAACGCACAUGGUACAGUGGCUCGCUUUUGCAUUUUUAAGUCAGCAUACAAACUGGGUGAGGACAUUAUAGCCACCUUUGACUUCAGUAAUUGUCCUGUAUCUUGUAUUCAGUACUCUGUUACACUACAGAGUGAGGAGCAGAUAACAGAGGAGUGCCGGCGGCGCUCCAAUCAAGGCGUUUCUAUCUGCUCGUACAGUAAGCACCAGGAGUUCUGCGUACACAUCAGUAAAUCCCACAUGAUUCUUCCUAUACCUCUACACCUUACACCAAGCUUCAUCACUGACAUAGUAUGCUUGAAAUGGCGGCUACGGUUUGAAUUUGUAACGUCCAAAGAACCCCUGCCAGAACAAGUGAUUCCUGCUGACCAAUCAGAGAGUGCCACGUGGCAAGGCCCACAAAGUCUAGGUGUUGAGACUAUGGUUUGGAAUCUACCAAUCAAAAUAAUGCCGACAAACCCACUGCACGCCACAAGUGUGUCACUACUACGCGCUGUGACAACCAUGUCUGUUUGAACUUCGCAAAUAGCGGCUGUCCCAUCUUGCACAACACACUAGGACGUAGAACCUAAUGACGUUACUAAGAAGCCAUUUGCGCAUGAGUUCUCAUAGCAUGAAUACUAAGAUGCAAUUUGACAAAAUCUAUGUUGUGCGGAGAACAUAGGAUGGUCUCGCAUGAGUGUUUGUAUUCUAGCGUCACAGCAUCGCGCAACUAGAAAAGCUCCCUAAUGCCAGUACAAACCUUCAAUUUUUGGUCUACCAAGUAGGCUGGAUUUAUUUAAUAAUUUUUGUAUGAAAAAAAGCAAGUACCGUAUUUAUUAGCCUCCAUGAGUAUUGUAGUACAGGCUUUUACUGUAGUACUCUAUGCUUAAAAGGUAUACUCAAAACAUAUAUUUUUUUUUAAUUCUUAAAAUAUGAUUGAGCAACUACAUACAUUCUAUAGAAUAGAUAAAAUAAAUAGAAUGAACUGUAACAGUAUGAAUGGUGGACCACAAAAAUUAUCACAUAACAUUUAAAAUAUAUGAAUUGAAAAUUUGUGAUGCAUCAACAAGUGUUAAACAGGACCUGUAGAAAGCACUUUAGGAUGAGCAUCUCUUUCGUAGGUAAUAUGAACACACUCUGCCAUAUUAUUGCCAGCCACACUUUUAUUUUACUUCAAACUAUCUUCCAACGGGAACACUUUGUUCCAACUUAUAGGCGAAAAUUGCAAAAAUAGACAUCUAACACAGGGGUGUGAUGUUGAUGGGAAGGGUGAGGAACUUGUAAAGAUGUUUGAAGCAUUUUAGUUCUAUUAUAUUUUCAAAAUUAUGGAGUUUUUAUAUAAUUAUCAUAGUCACAUUUAUUAUGGAACCAGUAUUUCAAAGGUUACUUAAUUGCCAUAAUUCCACCAAUUAUUUGCUACAGAUAACUUGUAUAUUACUGUUUAACUGAUUUUGCUUGCCACAGUUAAUUAGAACUUGCUGAAAAUUUUAACAAAACUAUGCCAACAUAUAAAAUUAUAUUGCAGAUAUUAAAUAGAGUAUAUUUGUA